AAAGAUAAAAGUAGAAUUAAGAACACGUUUAUUUCUAAUAAAAUUAACCUGUAAAUAAUUUUUAUAUUAAUAAUAUAUUAAUCCAAAAAAAAAAAAAAAAAUGGGAAAACAAAAGAGACAGAGAAAUAGACCUCAUAAACAAAAUCCUACAGGACUUGUGUCUGUCAAAGAUUUUGAAAUUGAAGAAAUUGAAAAUGUCACGAAUGAAAAUCAGAAACAUGCUUUACAGAGAGUAUACGAAGAGGUACAGUCUGCAAAUGUCGAGGAAAAGUUGUCCGGAUUGCAAACCAUUGAAUCAAUGUCAUGUAAUUCAGUUCUUGCUAUACAGAUUGCAAAAGAUAGGAUUGCUAAAUUAAUUGGGCCACUACUUGUUGAUAAAAAUGCACUUGUAAGAGCUAGUAGCGCGAAUGCUUUAAGAUGUAUAUUGGAUAAUGCAAAAACAGAAGCAUAUGCAAAUUUAUUGAAAGAUGACAUUAUGACUCCGUUGUGUACUUUGUUAAAUCAAUAUUAUAAAGAUUGGCAACCAAACGUUGAUCAUAACAAAAAAGGCAAAAUAACCAAAGAAAAGGAAGCAUUUAUCCAAGCAGUUACAUUACUGUGGUCACUAUGCGAACACAGUGAAUUUGCUAUAAAAUGUUGUAACAAAGAUGAUAUUAUACCUAUCCUAACAAAGUUUUUGGAUGUCGCUACUUAUGGUAUUGAAAUUGUCAUAGUUACUACACAAUGUUUAACAUCAUUAACAGAAAAUAAUCCUGUUGCUGUUAAGAAACUUCAGAACUAUGAAGAUACGCUUAUUCAAUUAUUAAAUAUAGAAAUAAAGAAUACUACUCUUUCUGAAGUAGUAUGUUUUAAAACUGCUAUAAGUAGUUUAUUGAUUAAUCUAAUUAAUCAUAGUGAAAGUAAUUCUACGAAUAUUGUAUACAAAGUGAUAAAUGUACUUUCCGAUGUACUUUCUAUUGACUGUAAACAGUUAUUGUCCAAUCUAGCUUCAAUUUUAUCUUGUGAAAAGAAUGCUUUUUCAAAUAAUACAAAAAAGAAGGUACAGGAGAAUCAAAGGAUUUUUAGUGCACAGCAACAAGCGUUAGAGAUUAUAGCUAACUUAUGUUCAGAAGAUCAAGAAAAUGAAAAUGAAUCUAAUUUGGAAGAUUCUGAUUAUGAAACUGAAGAUAUUGAUGAUGUACAUAUGGAUGAUAAAUUAUAUAAAAUCUCCUCUUUACCAUUAGAAAUGAUAGAAGUAUUCAAUACUUGUAGCAUAGUAAAUAAAGUAUGGAAUAAAACUAGAUUUAUAGACAAAGAUAUAACAGAAAUAUUACAACAAAAUGCUGAAGGAAAGAACAUUUUAAAACAAGUUCAUACACUAAAAUGUACAACCUACUUAUGUUUAAAUAAUUUGAUAUCAAGCUUAGAAGUUGACGCACUUGGUGGUAUAGAAAAUAUAUAUAGUAUGUGGAUGGACAUUGGAACAAUUGUCUUCAAGGAUACAAAUCCAAAUGAUAUAGAUUUAUUGGAAUCUGCUACAGCAGCUAUGAGAGCAGCUAUUCAAAGACUAUCGGAAGAAAAAACAAAUAUUUUUAAUCAAUUGACGCUGGCUGAUAUUCAACUAAUACUAAAUGGAGAACGUCAAUGUUCAAACAUUAAUGUCCGUGUGAAUUUGAUACGAAUAUUAGGGACUUUGGCUUUGAUUUUAAUGAGUAAUGUUACUCCUGAAGUUCACGAGUUAAUCAAGUAUGUGUCUACAUCUUUAUUAGACAUUUGUGUAACGGAGUUGUCAGUUUGGGUCAUCGCUGAAUCUUUGGACGCAGUAAUGGAUAUAUAUGCAGAAGACAACAGCGAUCAGUUAGCAAGUGAAAUUAAAUUAGUAGAAAAAUUACAUACUUUGGUACCACUUUUUAAAAAUAAGAUGAAACAACAAAGCAAAAAUUUAGGAGACAAUAUUGCAGUAAUAUCUACUGUGAAUAUAAAUAUCAUAAGGUUCAUAAAAUAUAAAGAGAAAAGGAUCAGAGAUCUGUAGAAGCCUUAUUGUUUUUUUUAUAUAU
Frieseomelitta varia is the source of this 2036-nucleotide messenger RNA. Its product is annotated as HEAT repeat-containing protein 3. Lineage: Eukaryota; Metazoa; Arthropoda; Insecta; Hymenoptera; Apidae. The transcript has 6 exons. Gene Ontology annotation, biological process: ribosomal large subunit biogenesis; protein import into nucleus. The record is from RefSeq and is a predicted model, not a curated record. The coding region runs from base 101 to 2011 and encodes 636 amino acids.